This is a messenger RNA of Radiomyces spectabilis, 617 nucleotides long. RefSeq lists its product as uncharacterized. Bases 92 to 577 code for a protein of 161 amino acids. Lineage: Eukaryota; Fungi; Mucoromycota; Mucoromycetes; Mucorales; Radiomycetaceae. The record is from RefSeq and is a predicted model, not a curated record. The transcript is spliced from 5 exons.
GCUAAUUGCAUCCUACGCGAUGACAGCCGUUGUCGCGAAUUAUAAGCAACACAAAUGACUCACACAAUAUUGGUUGUUUACAAUCUAGAAAAUGUCCUGGAAUUCAAAGACGUGGUCUUGGGUCAAGAAGUACUUCUCCGUGAAUCCUUUGUCGACGGACGGUAUGCCCGUGGUUGGCAAGUUCCGUACUCCUGCUGUUGGUUCUCGUCCCGAAAAGUACAAGUAUCCCAAAUCCCCUGCUUCCAACGUGAGCGGCAACUAUUACUUCCAGCGUGAUACUCGUCGAAACUACCCUCGUCUUGCUGUCUACACUCAACAAGAUGUCGCCGGCCUCAUUGAAGGUGCUUCCGUGAAGUCCAGCCUUCCCCUCCCUCAUGCCGAUAACCAACCUGUGACGCCCGCCAAGGUCACCGAGGUCAAGCCUUUGGUGGAAGUGUUGAACACCAAGCAAUUAUACAGCGUCCAGAACCCCGCACCUACUCCCAACUGGGGCCGUAAAGUUGAAUGGAAGCUCUCUGAAGACUUUGUGCCUCCUAACAAUGGUUCCUAUUUCCCCAUGAGAGUUUUCACCGCUUAGUUAUAUGGAGAAACCGAAAUAAACUAUCAUCAUUUUUUAG